This is a messenger RNA of Hirundo rustica (Barn swallow), 6964 nucleotides long. RefSeq names its product beta-1,4-N-acetyl-galactosaminyltransferase 3 (gene B4GALNT3). Bases 65 to 3058 code for a protein of 997 amino acids. Gene Ontology annotation, molecular function: acetylgalactosaminyltransferase activity. Lineage: Eukaryota; Metazoa; Chordata; Aves; Passeriformes; Hirundinidae. Gene Ontology annotation, cellular component: Golgi cisterna membrane. The transcript is spliced from 20 exons. The record is from RefSeq and is a predicted model, not a curated record.
GCUGCUGCUGGCCCUGGGCGCGCUGGCCCUGGGGCUCUGGGCCGCCUACCUGGAGCUGGUGGCGAUGGCCGGCGGCGGGGCCGUCCCGGAGCGCAGAUACGAAAGCUGGAGGGAGCUUGCUAAGGUUCUGUCAUUCACCAGGGUCCCAGGUGGGGACGUGAGCCUUCAGCUGGACCAUCCACAGGAGCUGGGACCCCAGAUCCAAGAGCUGCAGAUAGGUGAGAGGAAUAAAUCAAAUUACGCAGCUGCGGACAGCCCUGUCCCAUGGAUGCCAGAGUUCCAGGGCCAGGCCAACCUGCACGUGUUUGAGGACUGGUGUGGCAGCUCCAUCGAGCAGCUCAGGAGAAACCUCCACUUCCCCCUCUUCCCUCACACAAGAACCACGCUGAAGAAGCUGGCCGUGUCCCCAAAAUGGACCAACUAUGGUCUCCGGAUAUUUGGUUACCUGCAUCCUUUCACCGAUGGGGAGUUUCAGUUUGCCAUUGCUGCGGAUGACAAUGCUGAGUUCUGGCUGAGUCCAGAUGAAAAGCCCUCUGGUGUCCAGCUGCUGGCCAGUGUAGGCAAGACAGGGAAGGAGUGGACCGCACCAGGAGAGUUUGGGAAAUUUCACAGCCAGAAGUCAAAAGUGGUGAGGUUGUCAGCGGCAGGCAGGUACUACUUUGAGGUGCUGCACAAGCAGGAUGACAGAGGGACGGACCAUGUGGAAGUGGCAUGGAGGCUGAAUGACCCAGAAGCGAAGUUCAAAGUCAUUGACUCCCAGUCUCUCUCCCUUUUUGCUAACGAGACGCUGCUGAAGAUGGAUGAGGUUGGGCACAUCCCGCAGACGCUGGCCAGCGGCAGGAGUGCUGCUGGCAGUGCCGGCAGCAGGGCACACCCAGCUGACAUGUUGAAGCCUGACCCCCGGGACACUCUAUAUCAAGUGCCCCUGCUGAGCCGGUCCCGCGUGCGCCAGGCCCUGCCCGAGUGCCCCUACAAGCCCAGCUACCUGGUGGAUGGAUUUCCUCUGCAGCGCUACCAGGGACUGCAGUUCGUUCAUUUAUCCUUUGUUUACCCAAAUGAUUACAGCCGCCUGAGCCACAUGGAGAAAGACAACAAAUGCUUCUACCAGGAAAACCCUUAUUAUUUGGAAAGAUUUGGAUUUUACAAGUACAUGAAAAUGGAUCGGCCAGAGAAGAGCCUGGACUCUGGAGAAAAGACAGAGCAGCCAGGCUCCCAGGAGGGGAACCCGGAGGAGCUGCAGUACGAGGAGCGGGACGUGGAGAGCACCGGCGUCCCGGAGCGCGCUGGCACCGGCAGGGCAGGGCCAGCAGGCCGGGCCCCCAGCAGCGUGUGGGGCAGGGACAGCGUGCACCACGAUGACGACUAUUCCCUGCGGGAGCGCCGCCGGCUCCUCUCGGUGCCGCCUGACGACGCCGGACAGGAGACACGGAGCAGGAGGACAAAAGGGUCUGGAGUCCGGUCAGCCGUGCUGGCCUCCACCAACCAAAGCCUCGGCCUGACUGGCCUAGAGGGAAACCCCGUGACAGCGAGACCCCGGUUAAAAGCUGGAGUCAAAGACAAUUCCAGGAGCCCUCGGCAGCACGCCAGGGCCAUCCCGGGGAGAGCGCCUGUCAGAAGGGCAAACCCUCCUUCCGGGACUGUGUCUCAAAGGCCGCGGUCUCUCGGCCGCCCCAGGGACUCGGGGGUCACAAUUCCCGACGGGGUGGGACCUCGAGGAGACCUCGGCACCAGGAGGGACAGGCUGCGGCCAGGCGGCACCGUGGCAGCCGGGAGGGGAGCCCCAGUGCCUGGGAGAGCCGGGAGCCCUGCGGAGCAGCGGGCGGCCGGCGAUGGGCAUGGGGGCACGGGGGAGGCACAGGGGGCAGCUCCUGUGAAGGACAAGUCUGGAGGAGCAGAAGAGGAAGAGGUGGAUGCGGAGCCGGAGGAGGAAGAGGAGGAGGAUUUCGAUUACGUACCAGUGUUUGACCAGGCCGUCAACUGGGAGCAGACCUUCAGCAUGAGCAACCUGGACUUCCACAUGCUGCGCACGGACUGGAUUGACCUGAAAUGCAACACCUCGGGAAACCUGCUGCUGAGAGAAAGUGAGGCCCUGGAAGUUACACGUGUCUUCCUGAGGAAGCUCAACCAGAGGAGUAAAGGGCGCUUCCAGCUGCAGCGCAUCGUGAACGUGGAGAAGCGUCAGGACCGCGUGCGGGGCAGCCGGUACCUGCUGGAGCUGGAGCUGCUGGAGGUGCUGGGGCGCGUCGCGCGUCGCCUGCGCCUCUCCGAGUUCGUGUUCGCGCGCGGCUGGCAGGGCGGCACGCACCGCGACCAGAGCAGGAUGAGGAGCCUGGCCUGGGGCCACCGCCGGCACCUGAUGGCUGCGGCCAGCGAGCCCGAGCUGUGCUGGCCCCAGGGCUUUUCCUGGAACCACCGCGCCGUGGUUCACUUCGUGGUGCCAGUGAAAAACCAGGCACGUUGGGUACUGCAGUUCAUCUCCGACAUGGAGGAGCUGUUCCGAGUCACCAAGGAUCCCUACUUCAGCAUCAUCAUCACAGACUACAGCAGUGAUGACAUGGAUGUAGAGAAGGCUCUGAAGAGGUCUGCCUUGCACAGCUAUCAGUACCUGAAGCUGACAGGGAAUUUUGAGCGUUCUGCUGGGCUGCAGGCGGGGAUAGACCUCGUAACGGACCCGCACAGCAUUGUCUUCCUGUGUGACCUCCACAUCCACUUCCCGGCUGGGGUCAUCGAUGCCAUCAGGAAGCACUGUGUGGAAGGCAAGAUGGCCUUUGCACCCAUGGUCAUGAGGCUGCACUGCGGGAUGUCCCCACAGUGGCCUGACGGCUACUGGGAGGUGAAUGGGUUUGGUCUCCUGGGCAUAUACAAGUCUGACCUGGACAAAAUUGGAGGCAUGAACACAAAAGAGUUUCGGGACCGCUGGGGAGGAGAGGACUGGGAGCUCCUGGACAGGAUCUUACAGGCUGGGCUGGAAGUGGAGCGUCUCGCCCUGAGGAACUUUUUCCACUGGUUUCACUCAAAGCGGGGCAUGUGGAACCGGCGCCAGCUGAAGACGGCGUAGCCUUCGACCCCGGAGCUGCUCGGCAGCACUGCCACCAUCUCAUCCAGAUGUGCACUUUACCAGGGCACACAGCCGAGUGCCCCAACCCUUCCUCUGCCUCCAGAGCCUCUGAUGGCACCUGGCACAUGGCACAGCCCAGGAGCCAGGGGCCAGCGGGGUGGGAGUGUCUCUUGUCAGCUGCUGGAUCCAGCACACGGGGUCCGUGUGGCUGGGGAGGUGUGUGGGGAGAUGUGACAGGGGAAGGACUUGUAUUUCCUGCCAUGCAGUCUGGUGGAAGGUACACUGGGAGAGGUGCCGUGUUUCCUGUUGAGUCUUGCACCAAGCAGACACAAAUCCCAGCUAAGCCCAGAACGGUUUAUUCAGAGCAACACGGCUUCUCUUUCAAAACUUGAAUGAAAAAGAAAAAAAAAAAAGAAAAGAUCCCACAACCGUCCCCAUUUCCUCUCCCUUGCCCUCUCAGUACCUGAGAUUUUGGACAGGGGACCAAAGUUCUCUGAUCAGUAUUGCACCCGCAUGCCCGUGUGCUGACUUUAGGAAAUCUGGAUGCAGAGGAGCUGGUAGGCACUUCAGGCUGCUGGUGCUUACAUGUUUCUCUGUGCUUUUCACUUUGGUCAUUAUGAAAACCUGUGCUCGUGUUCAGCCCGUUAUGGGCCGUGGAUGGAUUGGAAAUACAUUUCCCUUAGGGGAGCCACGUUUGCCUGUAGCUGGGUGAGCUGGCAAGGGUGAUGUUACAAUUCCACCUAAAUUACUGACCCACUGCCCGAGGGUGGUGGAGGGGCUAUACGGGGAGGCUAACAGGGCAUCUCAGGAGGAACUUUGCAGCCUUAUCUGACAGACGUGUGUUUGUCCUAACGAUAUCAGGGAAACCCUAGCAGGGAAGAAGUGGCAAUAUUUUAUUAGUUGAAAUAUUGUAAUUUGUCAGACUAGGAGACAGAGUCUUCUGCUCUCAAGAUCCUGUACAUUUAUGCAGCGUCUAAAAGUUAAUUUAAUAAGUUAUGGCCUCACAGUUGUGCCUUGUCAUAGUUUGACCCUUAUGCAGAGGGCAGGGCUCGUGGCUGGAGAACCAGCGCAGCUGUUGGUGCUUCAUCAGUGCAGCCCAGGAGCUCUGGCCUGGUAGGGAGGAGGUGGCCUCAGGUCUUGGCACACGCACUGGGUGUAACCAACAGCGAGGACACAGGAGUGAACAAGAGUGAACAAAAGGAUGGGCAAACCCAUGCUGUCAUUGAUGCAAGAACUGUGGAGAGAGCCCACAGCUGGCCUGGUGCUACAGGGGACUCUCAUCCCAUAAAACUCCUGUUAGUGUAAGGCAAGAUGUUUUUACCCUGUAACCACUUUAGGAGACCAUAUAAACCCAGAAAUGCCAGCUCUCUCAGUGCUUUACACUGGCGCUUCAGUGUCCCCAUACCAUGCUGGAAAGGUCUCAGGCUGGAGGGGAGAGUGUGACAUAGGAUGCUGCUUGUGGUGCCCAGUUCUGUGGAGGAUUGCUGGGAAGGGGUAAUGGGUAUAUGCAGAACACAAGCAAAGCUGGCUGGUGCUAGGGUUUUUUUGCUCCAUACUGACGGAGUAGAUGCCAAUCAGAAUAGGCAUUCAUUUACUGCUGGGUCUGUGAUUCUUGACAAGUCCAUCAAGUUCUGCUGUUGCAGUAGAAAACUGAACAUGCAAGUUCUGGCACGUGAGAUAGAAAUCCUGUCAAAUCAUCUGUUUGCAUCAGUCUGGGGGUUUUUGUGAGUGACGGAUUUAGAAAAGGUCGACCAGAUACCAGAAAGUUCUGCUGUGCAGUGAGCAGCUGUGGUGAGAAGUAGACAGGAGAGAUGGCUGUGUCUGUGAAUCCAUGGAGCCUUUGCCAGAGUGGAGACACUGAAUAUCACUGAAGAGGCAGCUUUAGCAGCUGCCCGCGCCAGAGUAGCCUUCCUAUGGAGGGAAAAUACUUUACCCAUGCAGACACUAAGAAAUUAAAUCAUGGCAGUUGGGGUCAGAGGGAAGAGGCAGACGACAGUCAACACUUUCUUUGAAUUUUUUUUUUUUUUUUUUAAGUAUUACUGGAGUUUGGGAGACCUGUGAUGCAAUGUUGCAAUAAGCUCUGUUUCUGCCUGGAAUGUGCAGCGUCAGACAUGCUCUGGGUGCAAGUCAGAGCCUGUGCUUCCCUCAGACACGGCACGCUGCAGGAGUGUGCAGGUGCGCUGCUCUCAGGCUGCAGGAGGGUGCCUGUCCAGGCCGGCUGUGGCACGCGGUGCCUGUGGAAUGGGAGCGGCUGGCGGCAGGGACACGGCCAGGCGCUGGCAGGAGCGGCUGUCCGUGCCCCUCAGCCGGGAGCAGCGCGGUGCCCGCUCUGCAGAGGGAGAGCUGCUGGCUUCCCUGGCACCCUGCGGGCACAGCACGGGAGCAGCAGUUAUUUGUGCUUUCACAGCCGCCCGUGGAUGUGGUCUGCAGCACCUGCACUUAGCAGCCAUCCAUCUGCAGACGCUGCCAAGGAUUAGGUGCAUCCUGAAGGUAACUCACCUGGCAUAAAUGACAGGGGACAGCCAGCCUUUAAAGAGUGGACUGGACAGCAGGGUGCACCCCUCAGAGCAGCACUGCCAGCAGAAUUGGAGGAUUUUGCCCCCAUUUUUGAGCUGUGACUGUACCCCUUCCUUCACACGUUGUAACCCCAGCCAGCGGUCAGCAGAACUACCUCGUGAGGACUCCUUGGUGGAGAUGUAAGGAGUUUUUUGUCAUUUCUGAGUGGCCACUUUCCCUGCUGUCAGAGCUGCCAUCUCAAGUGUUCUUCCCUCUCAGUGGGAAUUCUCAGCUGGUGUCCAAGCUUUACAGUAGUAAAUGUGAUUAAUACUAAUUGGCACUAGCUGGCAGCCUCCCUGGAGGAGCCUGGAGAGCCCAUGGGGACACAAACUCUUCAGCCCACGUGCUGAGACCUCCCUGCAGGGUGAGGGAGAGCAGGGGCUCCACACUCCCCCGUUUGCUGGCCAGCAGCAAACCUUGCAGGAGCAGUGCUGGGCUUUGCUCUGAGGCUGCUGCCCCUCUUCCAGAGCAAGCUGCAGCUUUUCUCCCCAGACAGAGUCACAAAGAGGGGAGAGCAGGAAGCACAGCUGGAGCAGAUCCCUCAGCCAUGCAGUGAAAGAACAUGGCCAGGAAGCUGCCUCCCCUCAGCAGCUGGUCACAUUUCUGUCACCAGGAUCUUUUUAGGAAGCUGUGCUGGAGUUUCUGGCCUUCAUGUGCAUCCUGGCUGUGUCCUGCCUGGACAGCUGGAGGAAGUCAGUUGCAUAGGAUUUUCCUUGCAUCAGGCCAGGAGCAAGCUGCUCAGGAAGCUCUGUGGCUGGGGAGAUGAUGGACAGUGCUGCAGAUGAGACCUUCUCCAGGCUAGGAUGUGACCAGGCUGGGGAGGUGAUGGACAGUGCUGCAGAUGAGACCUUCUCCAGGCUAGGAUGUGACCAGGCUGGGGAGAUGAUGGACAGUGCUGCAGAUGAGACCUUCUCCAGGCUAGGAUGUGACCAGGCUGGGGAGUCCAUGCCACCAUGUGUGAGGUGCAGGGCAGGGGUCUCUGCUUACAAAUGUGACUGUGUCUUCAGGACUGGAGUGUGGUGCUCAGGCUUGCUUUGCAGGUCAGCAAGAGAGUGAAGAAGGGCUGACUUUUAAUCUGAGCAAAGUGUAUUGUGUGAAAAUUAUUAUUUGUUUCCUCAUUGUCUUAAUGUUUGCCCGGUGAACAUCUCUCCUCACGUCCUACAAGUGUCUGAAGUUGAUUGUUUUUUAGAUGCAGAUGCCUUGUGUUGAAAAUCUGAGUUGUACCUUUGAGUUACCUGCCUUAAAGUGGCUCUGUGCCUUCAAGACGACUCCUGGGCCACGUCUCUGUUGGAGCUGGGGGUUAUACAGAUCCUCCUUCGUGUUUUAUAAAUACAUUGUCUUCCUACAAGA